Molecule: messenger RNA, 3003 nt
Organism: Penicillium cinerascens
Lineage: Eukaryota; Fungi; Ascomycota; Eurotiomycetes; Eurotiales; Aspergillaceae
Exons: 4
Coding region: 1-3003 (1000 amino acids)
Biological process (GO): autophagy; autophagosome organization; peptidyl-serine phosphorylation
Cellular component (GO): cytoplasm; autophagosome
Molecular function (GO): ATP binding; protein binding; protein serine/threonine kinase activity
Source: RefSeq, a predicted model, not a curated record
AUGGAUCCAAACCUUUCCGACCUUGUGCUCGAUACUCGAAUACAAGUGGAGUUUGGGGACAACGUCACCUACCGGCACACGGUUCAAUCGAAGGUUUCCACUGCUAGACAUGUCAGGCGCAGACAUCGGAAAGACACAUGGAAGGUGGAAAGGAUACUUGGAAGCGGCUCCUAUGGCAUCGUGACUCUCCAUAAAUGCCUGACGAGUGAAGGACCAACCGAGUUGCAGGCCGUGAAGAUGAUCGAAAAAGCCGUCGUCUCCAAGGGCAUUGACUACUACGAGGAGCUAGAGGCAGUUGCAAAAUUUUCGCAGAAAAAGUACGAGGGUCUAUUCGUCGAAUUCAUUGGCUGGUAUGAGAAUGAUAUCUCUGUAUUCAUUGUUAUGGAGUACAUGGAGCAUGGUGAUCUGGACUCGCAUCUACAAAAGCCCUUGCCCAAGAACGAAGCUCGAGAAAUCACGUUACAAAUAGCGGAAGGCCUCGAACUCCUCCAUGAGAGUGGCUUUGCUCAUCGGGACCUCAAGCCUGCGAAUAUCUUUGUCUUUCGGAAAAGCCCCGAUUGGUGGGUUAAAAUCGGCGACUUUGGAAUCAGCAAACGCUUCAACGACAGUGACGGCCUUCAAACAUGGGUAGGAACUCCGGGCUUCCUUGCCCCGGAGGUACGAUUUCUUGAUCCUUAUUACAAGGAAGAUGACGGCAUUGAGUCUUCAUACACAGAGAAAGUCGACAUAUGGGCGCUGGGCGUCAUAACGUUCUACAUGAUUUUCUACAAAUUCCCAUUCGGUACUAAACAGUCAACGAGUCUAAAACAGUAUCUCCAGGGUGCACCUCUUUCUUUGCCACUCUUACCAGUCAGCGAGGAGUGUUCUGAUUUCAUCAAGGCAGCAAUGGCCCCGAAGCCCUCGAAGAGACUUUCUGCCAAGGAAGCUACGCAACACGACUGGCUCCGACGCACUGAUGUGCCACUCGGGGAAAUGAAAAACCUGAAAAUAACGGAGGCGAGUCUCCCAGGCGUUGCUUCGAAGCAAGAUCUUCGAGAAGCGCUAAAGCCUGCGCCAAAAGAGGUCAGCAAUAAAUUGUCCAGAGAGAGGAUUGAAGAGGCCAAUGUUUCAGCAGAAAGCUCGGAUUGGUUCACUGCGGACAAUGGUUUUGAAGCUGAAGAGCAGUCCAAUCCACAAGCUAGACAGCAAUUGUCUUUUCAAUCUUCAGUCUCUUUUGGACUCCUUGGGAUAUCGAAGAAGUUCCUCGUGUCUCCACAUAAUCAAGGACUCCAGUUUUUCCGCGGAGACAAGUUAGUGGAAGCCGAACUACUGGCUCUACAUAAUGAAGGAGUGCAGUUCUUCCGUCAAAACAAGUGGAAGGAAGCCGAGGCCAUGCUUCAAACAGCGGUUGAGAAACGCAAUCAAUUGCUCGGCAUGGUACACAAGGACACUCGCAACUCAUAUCAUUGCUUGGGUGUUCUUUACUACCAUAUGGCCAAGUACUCGCAAGCCAAAGACCUGUUUAACCUAGUGCUGGAGGCUCAACUGAAGAUAUAUGGUCCGAAAAAUGCAUCUACGCUCAAGUCUCAUUAUUGGGUUGGCGUCCUGGAGAUGCGCGAAGGUAGCUAUGGCAAGGGACAGACUAUUUUGCGGGACGUGGCAAGCAUGCAGAAAAAGGUCCUCGGGUCGAACCACCCAGACACCCUUCUUUCGAUUUCUGAAUCUCAAUGGCAGCCUCCACAACCUCCUAUAUCCACACAGCUUUUGGAGAUGAAUAAGGCCACGAUCGCAAUAAAAAAGUCCAUCCAGAACCUCCUGACAGGACUAUUGAAACACCCUCCACGUAGUGGACCUCGGAAAAGAAUUCGAAUUCGCGUGAGACUGCCACAGAGCUCUCCAAGGAUUACAACAAAUGAUGAGCCCAAACUCUCAGCCUCAUUCAUAGUUGAGACCCAUUGCCGCACCAUUGCUGAAUUAGGCCAAAUUUUACAUGGGCAGGAAGACUAUGUGGGUGCCAGAGAGCAUCUUGAAAGGCAAGAAGUGGCAGAUGGGCGAAGAGCAAGUUUUGGUCUGAGCAACAAGAGUACGCUCCAGUCUCUCAAUGCUCUUGGAAAGGCACUUAUCCAGCAAAAGAAGUGGGUAGAUUCCGAAGCUGUACUUUGUGAUGCUGCCGGUGGGUGGGAGCAGAUGGAUUCUGUGCAUUAUGAGGAUUCAGGACAAUCCUUCAUGCUACUCGGGGUAGCAUUAUACAGGCAAGGGAAAAUUCAAGAGGCGGAAGAUUUUCUCUGGGCUGCCAGUCAACAAAUUUCCAACGUUGGAGCAAGAAAUUCCGCAAUGUAUCCAGCGGCCAUCUGGCUCGGACUUGCCCUUCUUGACCUACAGAUGCACUCCAAGUCUGAAAAGGCUUUUCGCUGGGCUGUUGCUGCAUCAAGGAAUGAUGAAAACUUAUCGGAAAGUUCUCUAUGGUUGGCCAGAGCCAUGUGCAAGCAAGACAAGCACGAACAAGCCAAGCAAUUAUGCCGCUUUGUCUUCGAGGAACGGAGCAUCAGACUUGGCAAAGAUGCCCGGGAUACAUUGGAGUCUUCUUACUGGCUUGGCUAUGCGUGUCACCACACAAAUGAGUACUCUGAAGCGGAAGCUCGUCUCUUUCAGGCGCUGGUUGUAUGGAGAAAAAGUUUUGGACUUUCAGACUCCACUACUCAAUGGUCUUUACAUUGGUAUGGAAAGACUCUACAGGCGCAGCAAAAAUACAAACUGGCAGAAAAGGCUUUCAAAGAACUGGUUGGAGCCAGAACUCUAGCGCUUGGGCACAAUCAUGAGAAAACAUUGAGCUCGAUGGUAUCAUUGGCCAGCUCACUAGAGUCCCAAGGGAAACUAGCAGAAGCGCAUGUGCUGUUCAAAGAAGCAUGGGGGGAAUGGGUUAACAAGCGUGGGGCUGAUGACCGCUUAACUAUUGAAACCGCGAGAUGCAUGGAGAGAACGAGGCUUGAGUACUUCAAGGGUCUGUCGCGUUCCGUUGUUUGA